Messenger RNA from Prorocentrum cordatum, 574 nucleotides. The record is from the annotation of a GenBank genome assembly. Lineage: Eukaryota; Dinophyceae; Prorocentrales; Prorocentraceae.
AGGCGGACACCAAGGCCGCGGAGGCGGCUGCGCAGAAAGAGUACGACGAGUUCAUGGCCGACUCCAAGGCGGACAAGGCUGCCAAGGAACUGCAGGUCGAGAACAAGAACUUCAAGAAGCAGGACGAGGAGCAGGCCCUCGUGGUGUGCACGAAGAGCCUGGAGGGCACGCAGAAGGAGCUGACCGCCUCCCUGGAGUACUUCGACAAGCUGAAGCCCUCCUGCAUCGAGGUCGGCGUGAGCUACGAGGAGCGCGUGGAGCGCCGCCAGGAGGAGAUCAAGUCCCUGAAAGACGCGCUCAAGAUCCUCAACGGCGAGGAGAUCUGAGAACAAGAAUAGGAGCAGCGCGUGGCGCGGGGGCGCCUCGAUGCUGUCGGUUUGGGGCCGCCGCCCGCGCCGCCGCGCCGCCGCGCCCGCCCUCUGCUCGGGGGUGGACUCCCCCCCCCCUCUCCUCGUUCCUCCUCGGCCACCGGGCACCCGCGCGGCCAGUUGCCGCCGCAGGUCAGGCAACUGGUGUUCCCCUCUCUUGGGCACGGCGUGAGCAGAGGAUGCGCGGUGGAGCAGGCGCGGGAGAC